AUGGAUUUAAACAGCAGCAAACUGUAUCACCCUGAUGAUAUAAUACCUCUCCAGAUACAAUCAAACUCCAAUGAUACAACAUCUCUUCUAAAGCACUCCUCACACUACAAUAGUUCAACAUUUCUUUUGAACGAAACAACAUUCAGCGAGGAAAUUUUUGAGCAAACAGGUCACGUGAUAUUUUUAAGUUUUCUCUUCGUCUUCAUCCUUCUUCUCAACUCAUCAGUCCUCUUGAACAUCGUCAUGUUUUCCAGGGAGAAGAAGAUAUCCAGGAUGAACUUCUUCAUUUGCAACCUCGCCUUUGCCGGACAAAAUCCAGUGUAG
This is a messenger RNA of Helobdella robusta, 324 nucleotides long. RefSeq lists its product as hypothetical. Lineage: Eukaryota; Metazoa; Annelida; Clitellata; Rhynchobdellida; Glossiphoniidae. The record is from RefSeq and is a predicted model, not a curated record. The coding region runs from base 1 to 324 and encodes 107 amino acids. The transcript has 3 exons.